UUGGCGGCCGAGUUUACGCUCCCAAAAUAGGUGGAUUAGACGUGUGAGUAGUGCCGGCCACCGGAUGGCGAGGGAUCUCAUCGGACCCGCGCUACCGCCGGGCUUCAAAAUUCGCGGGACAGCGGAAGACGAGGAGCGGGACCCAAGCCCAGUUGCAGGACCAGCUCUGCCCCCUAAUUAUAAACGCAGUAGUUCAGAGUCAUCAGACAGUGAUGAAGACAGCAGUUCUCUGUAUGAAGAAGGAAAUCAAGAAUCCGAAGAAGAUGACACUGGUCCAACUGCAAGAAAACAGAGAAAAAAUGAGGAUGAUGGUAAUGAUGACGAUGAAGGGUUUUUUGGGCCAGCCCUUCCUCCUGGAUUUAAAAAGCAGGAUGAUUCUCCUCCAAGACCUAUAAUAGGACCUGCAUUACCACCUGGUUUUAUUAAAUCUACACCAAAAAGUGACAAAGGCAGAGAUGAUCCAAGACAACAAUAUGUCAACUCUGAGGAAACGGAGAGCAGUGAAGAUGAGGACAUUGUUGGACCAAUGCCUGCAAAAGGACCAGUUAACUACAGUGUGACAACAGAGUUUGAAAAAAGAGCCCAGAGAAUGAAAGAAAAAUUGACCAAAGGAAAUGAUGAUUCAUCUAAAACAAUUACAAGAGAAUCGUGGAUGACUGAGCUUCCUCCAGAAAUGAAAGACUUUGGCCUUGGGCCUAGAGCUUUUAAGAGAAGAGCUGAUGACAAAUCUGGAGAUCGAUCAGUCUGGACUGAUACUCCAGCUGACAGGGAAAGGAAAGCUAAGGAGACACAAGAAGCAAGGAAAUCAUUUAAUAAGAAGGAUGAAGAAUAUAUAUUAUCAGGAAGGGAAAAGAGAUUGGCCGAGCAAGUAUCCUCAUACAAUGAAUCAAAAAGAUCAGAAUCUCUUAUGGACAUUCAUCAUAAAAAAUUGAAGAAUAAGAAUGCUGAAGAUAAAACUAAGCCCCAAGAAAGAAUACCAUUUGACCGUGAUAAGGAUCUCAAAGUUAAUCGGUUUGAUGAAGCACAGGUACUCAUGGCCUGGCAAGGCACACAGACUGAAGCCAUCAAAUGCAAAGGGCUGGGAUUCAUUUUACAUAGAGAGCGAGUAGAGGACACUGGUCCUUAUGAACUCCAUCAGGAAAUCGGAACCGGCUGGAAACUCCCAGAAUGGCUCUAA
Condylura cristata (star-nosed mole) is the source of this 1177-nucleotide messenger RNA. RefSeq names its product GPALPP motifs containing 1 (gene GPALPP1). The record is from RefSeq and is a predicted model, not a curated record. NCBI's taxonomy places the organism in Eukaryota, Metazoa, Chordata, Mammalia, Eulipotyphla, Talpidae. Bases 65 to 1177 code for a protein of 370 amino acids. The transcript is spliced from 10 exons.